This is a messenger RNA of Nicotiana attenuata, 837 nucleotides long. Its product is annotated as 30S ribosomal protein S3, chloroplastic-like. Gene Ontology annotation, biological process: translation. Gene Ontology annotation, molecular function: RNA binding; structural constituent of ribosome. The record is from RefSeq and is a predicted model, not a curated record. Gene Ontology annotation, cellular component: cytosolic small ribosomal subunit. The transcript is spliced from 2 exons. The coding region runs from base 1 to 837 and encodes 278 amino acids. Lineage: Eukaryota; Viridiplantae; Streptophyta; Magnoliopsida; Solanales; Solanaceae.
AUGUUGCAGAGAUUUCCUUCAUCGCGUUCGCGAGAGGGCUCUCGCGUUCGCGUAUGGCAUUUGAAAAGAGCAGCUGAGUUGUUCUUCACGUUCGCGAAGGUGUAUGACAAUAAGGCUACGCGUUCGCGACCAGGUCAUCGCGUUCGCACAGAGUCAACAGUCAUUGGAGCUUCAGAUGGAAAAAAAAAUCUACAGCUAUGCCGUAUCGUGAUAUGUAUAAUAGUGGGGGAUUAUGGGACAAAAAUAAAUCCACUUGGUUUCAGACUGGGUACAACCCAAGGUCAUCAUUCCCUUUGGUUUUCACAACCAAAAAAUUAUUCUGAAGGUUUACAAGAAGAUCAAAAAAUAAGAGAUUGUAUCAAGAAUUAUGUACAAAAGAAUAUGAGAACGUCCUCUGGCGUCGAGGGAAUUGCACGUAUAGAGAUUCAAAAAAGAAUCGAUCUGAUCCAGGUCAUAAUCUUUAUGGGAUUCCCAAAAUUAUUAAUAGAAAGUCGACCGCGCGGAAUCGAAGAAUUACAAACGACCUUACAAAAAGAAUUUAAUUGUGUAAACCGAAAGCUGAACAUUGCUGUCACAAGAAUUGCAAAACCUUAUGGAAACCCUAAUAUUCUUGCAGAAUUUAUAGCUGGACAAUUAAAGAAUAGAGUUUCCUUUCGAAAAGCAAUGAAAAAGGCUAUUGAAUUAACAGAACAAGCGGAUACAAAAGGAAUUAGGGUGAGAGGAUUCUUUUGUGUAAAUUUGGAAGUGAUUGACCAAUCGCCGCCGGCGGAGGCGAUUUUCGGCCGGCGGUUUGCGGUGGUAGGCGGCGGAAUUAGGGUUUGGGUGUUUGGGGUCUGA